AUGCCUCUACCCGGCACGCAGAUCUUCAGCGCUGGCGGCAUGCUGGCGGUGGCUGUCGCGGCCAUUGCCUACGGCAUCGAACCCGCCAACGUAGAUGCCUGCAUAGCUCUCAUGUACCCGCAGAGCGCUGGUUUCUUUGGUGCCAUGGGUGCGGCCUGUGCCCUCGUCUUUGCCAACCUGGGCUCUGCCUACGGCGCGGCCAAGUCCGGCGUCGGCGUCGCCUACCUCGGCCUCACUGCCCCUGAGAAGAUUAUGCGCGGCAUUGUACCGGUCGUCAUGGCCGGUAUCCUGGGCAUCUAUGGCCUUAUCAUUGCCGUCAUCAUCAACAACAACAUCCACACGGAAGACACAAGCUACUCCUCCUACGCGGGCUACCUGCACCUCGGCGCAGGUCUCGCGGCGGGGCUCGCGGCGCUUGGCGCAGGUCUCUCCAUCGGCGUCGUCGGGGACACUGCCGCUCGGGCGUAUGGUAAGCAGGACCAGAUUUUCGUAGCGAUGGUGCUAAUGCUGAUCUUUUCAGAGGCACUGGGCUUAUACGGGCUCAUCAUUGCGUUGCUGAUGAACAACCAGGCGAACCGCUACACCGAUCUCUGCAGUGUUGCUUAG
Molecule: messenger RNA, 606 nt
Organism: Leishmania braziliensis MHOM/BR/75/M2904
Lineage: Eukaryota; Euglenozoa; Kinetoplastea; Trypanosomatida; Trypanosomatidae
Product: putative vacuolar type h+ ATPase subunit
Exons: 1
Coding region: 1-606 (201 amino acids)
Biological process (GO): proton transmembrane transport
Cellular component (GO): proton-transporting V-type ATPase, V0 domain
Molecular function (GO): proton-transporting ATPase activity, rotational mechanism
Source: RefSeq, a predicted model, not a curated record